UCAGGGUACAAAAGGUUAGAGCAGGGACAUUAAAUGAGAUGGUCCAUGCAAGGUACCAGGACCCUGGCUGGCACAUCGUGAGCACUCAGCAAGUGGUGGCUGCACUGCUGUCUGCUGAGAAAGUCAUCCCAGGUAGAGGAACUGGAAAGGAAGUGCAGAACAAGGCUCACCCUAAGCUUCUCUCCUGUAGGCUCUCCUUCAGAUCCCACACCCUAGGGAGCCACAGGCUGGUUUUUCUGGUUUGCUCCCCCAGGGCAAUUUGCAUCUUUCUCUGACGAACCUUUGAGAAGCUAGACAGCCUGUCUUGAGACUUAAGAGAGAGGGGAGGCCCACAGUUGUUUCCCAAAAUCUGGGGCUGGGAAUGGCCACGUGGGAAAGGCCGAGCCAGAGGCUGCCUCAGCAGCAGCCUCAGGCAGCUGAGCCAGCCACAGAGGGGAACCCAAGUCUGCCCACUGGCCGGGAGCUGGCCGAGGCCAACCGCUUUGCUUAUGCCGCGCUCUGUGGCAUCUCCCUGUCCCAGCUGUUUCCAGAACCCGAGCACAGCUCCUUCUGCACAGAGUUUGUGAUGGGCCUGGUGAAGUGGCUGGAGUUGUCUGAAACUGUCUUGCCAACCAUGACUGCUUUUGCCAGCGGCCUGGGAGGCGAAGGAGCAGACGUGUUUGUUCAGAUUCUGUUGAAGGACCCCAUCUUAAAGAAUGACCCAUUGGUCAUCACUCAGGACCUUCUGACCUUCUCACUCAAGGAUGGGCGCUAUGAUGCCCGGGCCAGAGUCCUCAUUUGCCACGUGACCUCCCUGCUCCAGGUGUCCUUGGAGCAGCUAGAUAUCCUUGAAGAGACGUUCCUCGAGAGCCUGAAGGAAACCAAAGAGGAGGAAUCUGAAACGGCUGAGGCAUCCCAGAAGAAGAAAGAAAACCUGAGGAAAUGGAAGCGCUAUCUCCUGAUAGGCCUGGCGACUGUCGGAGGCGGGACAGUGAUUGGUGUGACCGGGGGUUUAGCUGCCCCACUUGUCGCCAUGGGAGCCGCAACGAUCAUUGGCAGUGCUGGGGCAGCAGCUCUGGGCUCAGUGGCCGGCAUAGCCGUCAUGACCUCACUGUUCGGUGCAGCUGGAGCUGGCUUGACAGGAUACAAGAUGAAGAAGCGUGUUGGGGCCAUUGAAGAGUUUACGUUCCUGCCUCUGACGGAAGGCAGGCAGCUGCACAUCACCAUCACCAUCACAGGGUGGCUCGCAUCUGGAAAAUACCGCACCUUCAUCGCCCCAUGGGCUGCCCUGGCCCGCAGCCGUGAGCAGUACUGUCUGGCGUGGGAGGCCAAAUACCUGAUGGAGCUCGGCAACGCCCUGGAGACCAUCCUCAGUGGUCUGGCCACCAUGGUGGCCCAAGAGGCCCUGAAGUACACAGUGUUGUCUGGCAUUGUGGCUGCCCUGACUUUGCCAGCUUCACUCCUCGCUGUCGCCAACGUCAUUGACAACCCCUGGGGUGUGUGCCUCCACCGAUCAGCAGAGGUUGGCAAGCAUCUGGCCCACAUCCUGCUCUCCCGGCAGCAGGGCCGGCGACCUGUCACCUUGAUUGGCUUCAGCCUGGGAGCCAGAGUCAUCUACUUCUGUCUGCAGGAGAUGGCUCAGGAGAAAGACUGCCAAGGGAUCAUUGAGGACGUCGUCCUGCUGGGUGCACCAGUGGAAGGCGAAGCCAAGCACUGGGAGGCUUUCCGGAAGGUGGUGUCUGGGAGGAUCAUCAAUGGCUACUGCAGGGGAGACUGGCUGCUAAGGUUCGUGUACCGCACGUCCUCGGUGCAGCUACGUGUGGCCGGCCUGCAGCCUGUGCAGCUGGACGACAGGAGGGUGGAGAACGUGGACCUGUCCUCGGUGGUCAGCGGCCAUUUGGACUAUGCCAAGAAGAUGGACGUCAUCCUGAAGGCUGUGGGCAUCCGCACCAAGCCAGGCUGGGAUGAGAAAGGCCUCUUGCUGGCCCCAGGCAGCCUGCCCCAAGAGGAGCCUCGCCAGGGGGCAUCCCCUUCCUCAUCAUUAGGAGAGACCAGUCACCAGGAUGAGCAAGCCCAGGGUCUCACCCCCGAGGACACCCCUAAAGUUGCCACAUCCACCAACCCCAGCCAAGCCGAGGUGCCAGCGGGGCUGGACCAACCUGAAGGAGCCUCCCCUCCUGCCACCAUCAACCCCAUCGAGAGCCCCCAUGUCUGCAGCCACAUCGUGGGCCCCAACCCACUGGGCUGCCCCGACUGUGCCAGCCAGACCCAGGGGCCCUGCCCAGGACUGGACUGACCCCCGCACGGCAACUGAGCUGUCCUCCCAGAGUUCUCUAUGCAGCCCCCUCGCCCCUCCAUCAGCUCCCCAGAUGAGCUCUGAAGGUACAGAAUUUCCAGAAGUGCCUUUCCU
Trichechus manatus latirostris (Florida manatee) is the source of this 2389-nucleotide messenger RNA. It is a transcript of the gene TMCO4, whose product is annotated as transmembrane and coiled-coil domains 4. The coding region runs from base 362 to 2275 and encodes 637 amino acids. The transcript has 14 exons. NCBI's taxonomy places the organism in Eukaryota, Metazoa, Chordata, Mammalia, Sirenia, Trichechidae. The record is from RefSeq and is a predicted model, not a curated record.